AUCUCACACAAGCGUUGGUUCAUGUCCACCACCGGUUUAUUUAGCACAUGUGCGCUUUGCCAUGUGGUCAAUGUUUGCGUAUAUAUUCGCACACACGAAGCUUAUCAGCAACAUCUUCCCCGGCUAGACGGCCUGCUGAUCACCACGCCAGGAUCUAUGCUAAUGUCAAUCGUAAACGUAAAAGCUGAUAAGCCGAUUCCCGCCGGUACCGCAGCAGAUCACAGAGCCUUUGCUGAUUGGAAUGUAUGCUCCACUGAUUUGUCCUCCACAGUGCUUGGUGAGGAAAAAUGUGAACCCGGUACGGCGUUUAUGGAGGACUGCAACAGAUGUCGCUGUACGGCUGAAGGCGUGAAGGCAUGCACGCGCAGAAUGUGCCCUCCAAACGAGCUGUCCGACGAGGUGGUAUCCCGCACCGACUCCGUAACACCCGAUACGCUGUCGGUCGUCGAAGAGAAGGACGAAAUACACAUACCCAACGGGCAGGUGUGCAUCCCGAACGAGAUCAAGAUGAAGGAAUGCAACCGGUGUCGAUGCGCGAACAACGGUAUCGGAUGGUUCUGCACGCGAAGGUCAUGCCCGCAGCGGGAAAAGCGUGAAAGUCCCGCACCGUUGGAUGAGGAAAAGUGCGUGCCUGGAACGACGUUCCGGGAUAAGGAUGAUUGCAACUCGUGCUUUUGCACGGAACACGGAGUAGCCGCCUGUACGCAGAAGGCCUGCCUGCCGCCAGAUUUUUUCAAAAACCGGCAAAGACGGAACACGCCCCAGACUGACGAUCUGCCCCGGUCCGACAUUGCGCCCGGUGCGCCCGGUUUUCGCUGCACGCCCAAGGCAACCUUCAAGUAUCAGUGCAACACCUGCAUCUGCUCGGAUGAUGGCACGAUGGCCGGAUGCACGUUCAAAUUUUGCGUUCCCGGCGAAUGGUGAAAUGGGGGUGGUAGAUGGUGGUUCCGGUGGUUCCGUUUGUUCCUUUGAGCGAUGGUUAAUCUACUGCCCAGGACGCCGUUCGUGGCUGGACAACGAGUGGUUUUUUGGAUUUCUUUUGUGUUUUAUUCUAGCAUCCAGCAUCGCUUGGCCAAGGCAAAUGCGAUGUAUAUUGUACGAUAUGUGCUGGGAGAAUGAUUAGGGUAGCGAGAGAGAGAGAGAAAGAAAGAGAAAAUAAAAUAAAAGUAUCACUUCAAAACCAACG
This is a messenger RNA of Anopheles nili, 1186 nucleotides long. RefSeq names its product pacifastin-like protease inhibitor cvp4. The transcript has 2 exons. NCBI's taxonomy places the organism in Eukaryota, Metazoa, Arthropoda, Insecta, Diptera, Culicidae. Gene Ontology annotation, molecular function: peptidase inhibitor activity. The record is from RefSeq and is a predicted model, not a curated record. The coding region runs from base 22 to 924 and encodes 300 amino acids.